Daphnia carinata is the source of this 2471-nucleotide messenger RNA. RefSeq names its product cholecystokinin receptor type A-like. The record is from RefSeq and is a predicted model, not a curated record. NCBI's taxonomy places the organism in Eukaryota, Metazoa, Arthropoda, Branchiopoda, Diplostraca, Daphniidae. The transcript has 9 exons. Bases 303 to 2048 code for a protein of 581 amino acids. Gene Ontology annotation, biological process: neuropeptide signaling pathway. Gene Ontology annotation, molecular function: gastrin receptor activity; neuropeptide receptor activity. Gene Ontology annotation, cellular component: membrane.
CGCUUCCUGCCCCAAUUUUCCGGUUUUCUUUUCUUCCUUUUCCGCCCCCUUGUAUCAAGUAAAGCUCUUUCUGUUUUGUUGUUUGGCGAGUGUUUGCUUUCACCACCACCCCCUACUUGUGUCAUCAAAUCUGCCACGACAUCCCGUCAGAUUCGGGGGAAAAGAAAAUGGUGGUCAAACAAACAUUGGUGUUCUUCGAAAACAACUGCCUGUCGUGACGUGAGAGUGAACGAACGACAUUCGAUACAACAACUCGCACGUAAUCGUCGCAGUCCAUGCGCUUUCGUUAACAAUUGCAAACCAUGUUGUGCUCGAGCAGCCGCAACGACGCCCUCGCAAACUGUCAAACAGUGAGGAGCAAUAAUGAUCAUAGCAACGGCACCGAUAACAAUUACAUCAACGAGACGGAAACCUCCGUGGGAUUCUCGUUUGCCGACGGGGCUUCCAGUCGGACCACUCCGAAAGCGAUCAACGACAGCGACAUUGCAUUUGACGGCGGUACCACCAUAAGCAACUGGAGCGACUUGUUUGCAACAGCCGGCUCAGCGCUAGCCGGCCCUGGCAGCAAUGCCACCCUAACGGCAGGGGGAGGUGCAGCGAGCGGAGGAUUCGGAGCCGAAGUGAUGAUUCCCCUCUAUUCAGUCAUCUUCAUUCUGUCCGUGUUGGGCAAUAUACUCGUCAUCGUGACGCUGACGCAAAAUCGCAGGAUGCGCACUGUUACCAACGUCUUUCUCCUUAAUCUAGCCAUUGCUGAUUUGCUUCUCGGCGUCUUCUGCAUGCCAUUCACUCUAAUUGGCCAGCUGUUACGAGAUUUCAUUUUCGGCAGCUUCAUGUGCAAAAUAAUACCCUACUUUCAAGCUGUGUCGGUGGCGGUGGGCGUUUGGACGCUAGUGGCCAUCUCUCUCGAGCGCUACUUUGCUAUUUGUAGGCCGCUCAAGUCUCGCAUCUGGCAAACAAGAUCUCACGCAUACAAGAUGAUCAUCGCCGUCUGGAUUCUCAGUCUCUCCUUGUGUCUACCCGUGGCAAUCCUCAGUCGUCUCAAACCAAUCAGAGAAACAGGUCGGCAUAAGUGUCGAGAAGAAUGGCCUGAUGCCGUCAGUGAGAAAGCCUACAAUCUUUUACUGGACGUCAUCUUGUUAGUUUUGCCCCUUCUCAUCAUGGGGCUUGCCUACUGGUUAAUCGCAGCACGCCUAUGGAGAGGGUUGCGUCACGAAACAGGUGGAAAUAGCAGCACUAACAAUUGCAGUCGCUUGCAGAUAAUGAUGGCAGCUGAUGUUACCGCUCCGCUUACCAAUGUUUGUGGUUCGUCUUGUACAGAGAGAUACCAAGAGCCUGAAACGUCGAUCCAAUCGGACAUGAUGACCAGCCAGCAGAGCUACCCACGCACAAGUCCAAACGCGGCCAAAAAAUCUACUGUGAUCCAGUGGCCAUUGCGGAGCAAUCACCGACGUCUCUGUUGUCAUCCUCAAGUGGAACGAAGCGUCACGCAUCAGCAAAGAAGUGGCAACGAAAUAGCGUGGAGAGGAGGUUCGCAGUCACAACAGGGUAACCAACAAAGGGCGACCUCGACAACCGUCCAGAUUAUGGACUAUCGUUUAGCAGCUCGCUAUGGCGUCCGAUCUACAUACACGGACAAAAGUGUUUGGGCAAAGAAAAAAGUCAUCAGAAUGCUCUUCGUUAUCGUCUUUGAAUUCUUCCUGUGCUGGGCGCCAUUGUACGUCGUCAACACUUGGUACACAUUUGAUCCAACGAGUCUCUACGAGCAGAUGGGUCCCACGGAAAUCGCGUUGACUCAGCUUCUUGCUUAUCUAUCGAGUUGCUGUAAUCCCAUCACCUACUGUUUCAUGAACGAAAAAUUUCGCAAUGCAUUUCUCAGCGCCUUCGGAUGUGGACCACAGGGUCGAGGUUUCGGAAGAGCACCCAAUCGUAGUACCGAUCUCCUGUCAGCUUCCUUCAACGACAGCUUUAAUCUUGGUCGCCGAACUACGAACAAAAGUCAGCAGCGCGAUCGUCAUCUCGUCUUGUUACUCCAGGAAACGCACGUUUGACCGCCAAUGCCACGACUGUCGUCGAGACUGCUCUUUUUGAUGGACAUUCUGGGGAAAUCGGAGCUAUGCUAGCGGCGUCCAGAUCCUUUCAAGCGGAUUAGGAUUUGGAAAAAAAUGAAAACUUGUUCAUUCCAACCGCUAUCGCAUUUCCAAGCUGCUGCAACCUAGCAAAAGACAAGCUGAAGAAAUCAAAGGCGAAGCUACCAUCCCUAGGAAACAUACACAGGAAUACGAUGUUUUUACAUUGUCCGAUCUCAAUUCGACAUUUCAUGUACGUCACUUAAACUAUUAAUGUGAUCAAUGUUUAAUAGUUGGUUAAUGUUACCUUCCAAUUCAUCCACUCGGCAAAUGUAAGGUACACGCAAUAUAUCGAAGAAACACUGAUUUUUUCAUUACGUUGCCAAUAUACGGAUUUACUGCCAA